This is a messenger RNA of Pichia membranifaciens NRRL Y-2026, 1797 nucleotides long. RefSeq lists its product as hypothetical. Gene Ontology annotation, cellular component: actin cortical patch. The record is from RefSeq and is a predicted model, not a curated record. Gene Ontology annotation, molecular function: Arp2/3 complex binding. Lineage: Eukaryota; Fungi; Ascomycota; Pichiomycetes; Pichiales; Pichiaceae. The coding region runs from base 1 to 1797 and encodes 598 amino acids. Gene Ontology annotation, biological process: endocytosis; actin cortical patch assembly; actin cortical patch localization. The transcript is spliced from 2 exons.
AUGAGUAGUAAAGACUCAAUUGAACUUCAGUUGGAGGGAGAUGAUAUUACCCCAGAAAAGUUUUGGGAACUGACGGAUGAUUUAUUAUAUACUAAGGUUUUUUAUGACACAGAUACAAAGUUAUAUUUCACAAAGCAUUUCAAGAAUAAAUACAUAGAAAAGACUAUUACCGAUGAUACUUCUUCAGAUGAUCACAAAGAACAGAAAGAGGAUAAAUUUGAUAACGAUGGUACAAAUUCUGAAAACUACAAUCUUGAGAUUUGCACAGAGGAUGAGAUAAAUACCUUGUUGGUCAGCUUUAUCACACUUGUGGCGAAAUAUUGCAAUACGUUAAUUGCCCAAGUUGGGGAGGACACCUUUUUUGAUGCAGUUGCAGAAUACUUAAUGAACUUCAAAUAUUAUCAGACACAUGUUGAAUUUUGUAUAAGAAAAAUGUUGUCAUUGUUGAUAUAUUCUGUUGACUUAAAUUUGCACAAUUUAAAUCUCAAUGUUAAUGCUCUUGACGAUACCGUCAAAGAUGAGGUCAAUGACGCUAUAGAUACCAAUGAAAAAUUCAUUAAAAUUAUUGGCUGGAUUUUUUAUAAACAUUAUGUCCAUUACAAAAAAGAGCUUUUGGAAACUUUGAAAGAAUAUAGCGGGUUUACUACAUUAUGCAAGGUCUUGAAAAAUUAUAUUGCCAUUUCCGAGGCUGUACAAGAUGGGACUGACAUGUUCGGAAACAGCUACAAAAACUACAUGUCUUUGAUGUUUGAGCUUUGCAAAAAUUACAAUUUUUCUGAUGAAUUGAAGGUCUUCCAGCAGAGUGAUAUAAUUUCUCUCUUCCACAAUUUGAAAGUUCAAGCCAGAGAUGAGGAUGAGGUGAAUUUUUUGAAGUUCAGACUAUUACUAGUUCUUAACGAGCAAUACAUGUUUCAGUGUGGAUUGAAGGUCAAAUAUGAAGAGAAUACUAAUUUGAUUGUAGAGGCAAUGAUUGAAAAGGUACAGUACUUCCAGGUUUUCAACGAAAUUCUCAUCUUGAACUUUAAUAGAGAAAUGGAUAGAGUUGAUCAAAUCUUAAUGUUGAAGUUUCUAUACACUGUGUUUUCGAAUCCCGCAACCAACAGCAUGGUAUAUCUGAAUGACCUCAAGGUCAUAGUUGACAUUAUAAUCCGUCAACUCUUCAAUCUACAGAUUGGUAAAGCUGAGUAUUUGGUGAAUAUUUAUUUAAGAGUCCUAUACUGCAUUUUGACCGAGACUGACCUUAAAAACAAUAGCUACAAAAGGGAUGAGCUAGUAGAAGUGUUGAAAUAUACGCACUCUUCAGAUGAUGCCUCUGACAAAACCAAAAUACUUGCUAAAAGAUGCAUUGAUUGUCGCUUUUUCCAAAGCUUCCAAAAUUCUGCAGAGACGUUGCCGGCAAUGUCAAAACUGCAAAUCCAGCCUGACAGUGAUAGAGGACGGUAUGGCUCUUGUCCGGACUUGACCACCAAGGACCGUAUCCACAAAAUAGGUCACGAAACCCAUAUUCUCUUGUCCCCAGCAGCCAAGCUCCUUAACUUUGAAUCCCAUAUCAUACAACAGGUCACACGAUCCCCGACUGGCCAUCAUAUCAUAUCGCCGCAUAAAGUUGCCCAUACCCUGCAUUUAGAAAGUGGCAAAAUACCUUUUCUUGACCACCUCAACCUCAGCAGCAGCCACAUUGGCGGCUCGCGUAAUGCAGACAGCCAUACCAAUGGAGUUGCUAAUAACAAUACCAAGGGCAGCAGACUCGCAGGAGGAACGAUCCAGAGGUUAAUAGGUAUUACGGUCAAGGCAUAG